Vigna umbellata (rice bean) is the source of this 2185-nucleotide messenger RNA. It is a transcript of the gene AN, whose product is annotated as NAD(P)-binding Rossmann-fold superfamily protein. The record is from RefSeq and is a predicted model, not a curated record. Gene Ontology annotation, biological process: microtubule cytoskeleton organization. Gene Ontology annotation, molecular function: NAD binding. Lineage: Eukaryota; Viridiplantae; Streptophyta; Magnoliopsida; Fabales; Fabaceae.
UGGUUGAAAAUGGCUGGUUCCAAAAGUGGCGACAGAGAGAGGGCGUUUUAAAGCGAAAGCAUAGCUUAAAGCAUAACUGAGAAGGCAAAGGAGUGAAGGCAAGAGUGGAAGGUAGAGUAGCAGAUCCAAUCGUGUGCGGCAAUGCCUCACCGUAACAAUCCUGCGUCUCUGCCCCUCGUCGUCACCCUAAACUGCAUCGACGACUGUUCUCUCGAGCUCCAAUCCCUCGCUGGCAUCGCCGACGUCGAGCAUGUUCCCCUCAGCCGCCUCUCCGAAGGCAAGAUCGAGUCUGCUGCCGCGGUCCUCCUGCACUCCCUCGCCUACCUCCCGCGCGCCGCCCAGCGCCGCCUCCGUUCCUACCACCUCAUCCUCUGCCUCGGCUCCGCCGACCGCGCCGUCGACUCCGCCCUUGCCGCUUACCUCGGCCUUCGCUUCGUCCAUGUCGACACCUCGCGCGCCGAGGAGAUCGCAUACACCGUCAUGGCGCUCUUCCUCGGCCUCCUCUGCCGCAUGCACCUCCUCUCCCGCCACGCGCUCUCCGCCUCCGGCUGGCUUGGUUCCGUCCAGCCUCUCUGCCGUGGGAUGCGCCGCUGUCGCGGCCUUGUUCUCGGCAUCGUCGGAAUCUCCGCGUCGGCUAGGUCUUUGGCCACUCUCAGCUUGGCCUUCAAAAUGAGCGUGCUCUAUUUUGAUACUCAAGCAGUAAAAGGAAAAGCAAAGUUCCCUCCUGCAGCACGAAGAAUGGAUACUCUUAAUGAUUUACUUGCUGCAAGUGACCUUGUAUCACUCCAUUGUGCUUUAACAAAUGAAACAAUACAGAUUAUUAAUGCCGAAUGUCUUCAACAUGUGAAGCUUGGAGCUUUUCUUGUAAAUACGGGCAGUAGUCAGCUUUUGGAUGAUUGUGCUGUAAAACAGCUCUUGAUUGAUGGAACCAUAGCUGGAUGUGCUUUGGAUGGUGCAGAAGGGCCCCAAUGGAUGGAAGCAUGGGUGAAGGAGAUGCCUAAUGUGUUGAUACUUCCCCGAAGUGCAGAUUACAGUGAAGAGGUUUGGAUGGAGAUAAGGGAGAAAGCGAUAUCCAUAUUACAAACAUUCUUCAUUGAUGGAAUUAUUCCGAAGAAUGCCAUGUCAGAUGUGGAAGAAGAGAGUGAGGUUGACAAUGAAAGCGAACAAUCUGAUCAGCAAUACAAAGAAAAUGCUCUCCAGAUUAUUGUUAGAGAGCAAACAGAUGAUGUUCACUUAAGUCCUGAUAGUUCCCAAAAGAAAGGAAGUACUCAAGUGAAAGAGUCUUCAUCCCAACUUCAGGUUUCAAGUUUGUCUCAUAGUACCUCUGCUAGGUCUGAAGGAAGGCGUAGCAGGUCAGGUAAAAAGGCCAAAAAAAGGCAUACCCGUCAAAAGUCCCAACAAAAACCAGAAGAUCCUUCUGCACUGGAGAAAGAAGGCACGUCUCAGAGAGAUGACACUGCUAUGAGUGGCACUGAUCAAGCUUUGAGCUCCAGCUCUGAAGAUUCAAGAAGUAGAAAAACUCCAAUAGAAAUGCAAGAACCAACUAGUUCUCAAGUAAAAUCAAGUGUGAGACUUAGUGGAAACUGUACUGAACUAUUGAGAGAUGGAUAUGUUAUAGCACUGUAUGCUAGAGACCGCCCUGCCCUUCAUGUUUCAAGGCAAAGAGUUAAAGGUGGAGGUUGGAUCAUGGAUUCCAUGUCUAAUGUGUCAAAAAGAGACCCUGCUGCACAGUUCCUUAUCAUCUUCAGAAGCAAGGACACAAUUGGAUUGCGAUCUCUUGCUGCCGGUGGUAAAUUAUUGCAGAUCAAUAGAAGAAUGGAGUUUGUAUUUGCUAGUCAUAGUUUUGAUGUUUGGGAAAAUUGGACACUAGAAGGUUCCUUACAGGAAUGCAGACUGGUGAACUGCAGAAACCCAUCAGCUGUUUUGGAUGUACGCGUUGAGAUAUUGGCAACUGUAGGCGAAGAUGGAGUCACUCGUUGGAUUGAAUAGAGAAUGAUUCUAGGUCUGUAAUACUCAAAAAGGAGCUUGUAAAUUACUCCUGUCACGUGAUUUGAUGAUCUUUCAAAUGUUUCUUUGUCAAAGAUUGGAAUGUAUUUAUAGUGUAGAGCAUAACUUUUUCUUCUUCUUUUGCUUCUUUUUCUUUAUUAUUUAUUGAAGAAUUUCAUGAGAUUUCAUUUUGUAUGCA